CCAGCCAUCUCGCAUUAUUCCCACAAAAACCGUGAAAAAUGUUACAUUAACCGUAAAAAAAAUUAUCAAACCAACCCAAAAUGACGACGAUUAAUAUAUUCUAAACAAAUCUAAAACAGAUUAUAAAAAAGUGAAAAUAAGGUUUUAGUGUCGAAGUAAAAUGUAAUAAAAAAAAAUUUAGUGUAACGAAGUCUUCCAUUAUAGUUAAGAAUUAGAUUAAUGUAUAUGUCUUCCUGUAACGUCAAUUUUUAAAUAUAGAAUUUUUUGAAAAAAGAAUUUAAAAUGAUAAACGUCGGGCGUUUCAAGUUGCCACCAAUUAAGAAUGUGCUGGAUGUAGCCAUGCAGACUGUGAGGCAGCAAGUACCAGAACGACCUGGGACUGCACCGCGCCCACCACAAAAUGUCCGGUUUGCUAAUUCAGACAUAGGAGAAAGUUGUGAGCUAUCUACAAUGAAUGAGACGACAUCACCGUCAUACCAGUCUACAAACCCUACCAACCCAUUUCUGAGCGGACAGCUUCAGGCUGAAGAUACCUUUACCAGUUAUCAAAACACAUAUCCACAACAAGAUGGCGCUCUCAGAACUCAGAGCAUGCAAAGCGUUGAUUUUUACGCCUCAUCGGAGGAAGGUGGGUUCGAAGAGGGUGGUGGUAGCCCAGGUGCUAAGAUCAACGAGUUUCAAGCUGCCUGGAACGUUACAAAUGCUAUUCAGGGAAUGUUCGUUGUGUCAUUGCCAUUUGCCGUGCUUCAAGGAGGAUACUGGUCAAUAGCCGCCAUGGUUGGUAUCGCCCACAUCUGCUGUUACACAGGCAAAAUUCUAGUAGAUUGUCUCUACGAAGAUGACCCAGUCUCUGGUCAACGAGUACGAGUCCGCGAUUCUUACGUCAGCAUCGCCAAAGAAUGCUUCGGAAGAAAAUAUGGCGCCAAAAUUGUCAAUAUCGCACAAAUUAUUGAACUUCUGAUGACUUGUAUCUUGUACGUUGUGGUUUGUGGGGAUUUGAUGAUUGGAACCUUCCCCGAUGGAUCAAUCGAUACCCGAUCUUGGAUGAUGUUAACGGGCAUAUUCCUAUUGCCUUUGGCAUUUUUAAAGUCCCUCAAAAGCGUUAGUAUGCUGUCUUUCUGGUGUACCAUGAGCCACUUAAUAAUAAACGCCAUUGUUCUUGGCUAUUGUAUUCUUUAUAUUGGGGAAUGGGGUUGGUCUAAAGUCAAAUGGAAUCUCGAUUUGGAAAACUUCCCCAUUAGUCUGGGUGUUAUUGUCUUCUCAUAUACUUCCCAAAUAUUUUUACCCACCUUGGAGGGUAACAUGGAAGAUAGAUCUAGAUUCGAGUGGAUGUUAAAUUGGUCACAUAUUGCUGCUGCCGCAUUCAAAGCGAUUUUUGGAUAUUUCUGUUUUCUGACAUUCCAAAACGACACUCAGCAGGUCAUAACAAAUAACCUUAGAUCUGCUGGCUUCAAGGGACUUGUAAACUUUUUCCUGGUGAUUAAAGCUGUGCUUAGCUACCCCUUACCUUAUUAUGCGGCCUGUGAUCUGCUUGAACGCGUUCUGUUUCGAGGAAAACCUAAAACUGUCUUUCCGCCAAUUUAUGCUUUGGAUGGCGAGCUGAAGGUUUGGGGUCUAGCAUGGCGCCUCGGUGUGAUAAUGUUUACGAUACUGAUGGCAGUAUUUAUUCCUCAUUUCCUGAUACUCAUGGGCUUUAUUGGUAGUUUCACUGGUACGAUGUUGAGCUUCAUUUGGCCUGCGUACUUCCAUUUGAAAUUGAAGGCCAAUCAGCUCGACAGUACCACUGUCGCCUAUGACUAUUUCAUUAUUGGUUUGGGCGUAUUAUUCGGCCUAAUCGGAAUGUACGAUUCUGGUUCUGCUCUUAUAAAAGCAUUCAAAAUAGGGUUGCCGUUUUAAUUUAGUAGUCAAUAAUUGUUGAACUAUUUUUAGAAUAAUGCAUAUUAAAUGUCUAUUAUUUAUAACCCUGCAAGUUGUUUGCGGCAAAUUAAUGCCAAUAUUUAGUCUGAUGUGAUUUUGUAAUUUAGAUUUAGCUGUUAAGAAUUUAAACUUGUUGCUGAUAUAUCCAUUGUCUUCCAAAAUAAUGAUUAUAUUUAUGACAAUUGACAUAAAUGACGUUAUGUCAGUAUAGUCACAUUGUUAGGUUAAGAAUGAGCGUCUUCCAGAUAUUUAAAUCUUCAACAACGAAGUCUUCCAUUUAAAGGUAUUUUUAAAGUUAUAUAUUUACACAUUUUGUGCAAACAGUAGCAUUAUACUUUAUAAAUUGUAUAACGCUUUUAACUGCGAUGUCAUAUAUGUACAGUAUAACCCCCUUAUAACGCAUUUUCCAUAUAAAGCGCCUUCAUUCCGGGUAUUUUCCCAUAUAACCCUAGUAUUUCAGACGUAAUAUUUCUGUACUGUGUCAUUUAUAAUGAUCUGUACUCACUUAUUUCGUUAAAAACAGCUUUUUCUUAAUCUUCGACAUAAAUCCCCUUUAACGAGAAAAGUUAAACGUCAAUCAUUUGUAAGGCGUAAUGUAACCGAUACAAAUUAACCUGUAUCUUAUAUUCCAUAAUAAACGUAUUUUAUUUUGAUGGGGUUAUUUAUACAAGCGCAGUAUUCGAGGAUACUCCUACGCGUUUCCAAUAACGCGGAACCAAUCUACCGUGUUAUAAGAAGGUUUACUAUACAAUUCAAUAGAUAACUCGACAUGUUAUUAAUUGUACAAUUAAAGACAAUAACAAUAUACAUCUAUAUAUAUAUAUAUCACUUAUUAAAUGACAAUAUAUGAAAAAAAAUUAACAAAAAUCCGCAGAUUUAACACAUUAGGAUUAUCGUCUGUCUUAUUCAGACGUCUUGUUGUUGUAAAGCAUUAUAGAAUAGUAUUAAUUAUAAUCUAAUAUAUCGCUAUAUUUUAGGAUAUAAUUCGUUUGAUAAAACGCAUAGUAAUGUUUUGUGUGUUGACAGUUUUCUUCCAUAGAUAAAUUAAUGACACGUACAUCUUAAGCGAGAAUACAAAUAUUAGACCUUGUUACUAAAGUUUAAUUAUUGUGCGCUGUGUACUGUCUAAUCUUUUAAUUUUACCGAAAAAAUAUACAAGUAUCAUUUCCAGGAGUAAAUAACUCAUGGGUAGGUUCGCAAUUACAACGUCUAUUGUCUAUUACCGUGUCAUUUAUAAACCUAAAUAUUCGCCAUUUAAGGAAUUAUUUAUU
Molecule: messenger RNA, 3188 nt
Organism: Pieris brassicae (large cabbage white)
Lineage: Eukaryota; Metazoa; Arthropoda; Insecta; Lepidoptera; Pieridae
Gene: VGAT
Product: vesicular inhibitory amino acid transporter
Exons: 4
Coding region: 283-1896 (537 amino acids)
Biological process (GO): amino acid transmembrane transport
Cellular component (GO): vacuolar membrane
Molecular function (GO): amino acid transmembrane transporter activity
Source: RefSeq, a predicted model, not a curated record